AUGACAGCUAGCAGGCGUGUCGAGGUGGUCGGCAUCGGACCGUUGGGGGUAACAAGACAUGAGCUCACUUCGGGCGACUUGCUGGCCGCCUGGCGGUUAAGUGAGAUACAGGCCUGGCACAUCAACUGGGAGCUUGGUGAGCUAAUUUUGAUUUUGGCUCCGGCUCCUACACUGGCUCCUUUGAACACAGAUGCUGCAGAAAAUAUGGUGUCGUGUGCUAAGGGUGAGUAUAGAAUAGGACAUUUUCAUGGCUUUUAG
Protopolystoma xenopodis is the source of this 258-nucleotide messenger RNA. Lineage: Eukaryota; Metazoa; Platyhelminthes; Monogenea; Polystomatidea; Polystomatidae. The record is from the annotation of a GenBank genome assembly.